AUAUCCGUCACCCAGCCCACUCUCACUCAGGUCAUUCAGUCAUUCAGUCAGUGAGUCAUUCAGUCAGUCAGUCGUGUGUGUGGUGCGUGUGGUGGUUGUCCUUGAAGGCCUUGUUCAUCUGCACCCACAGGCGCCCUUCUGGCGCACAUCGGAUGCGGCCCGGACACUCAUGGCUGCCAACCAACGACACCGUGGCAACGCCAGAACCACCACACAGCCGACUAAGCGAUGAAAACAGCACAGCAGACACAGCCAACGAAGAAGAAGUAUCCAGGCGGGCCUUCGUGUAAGGUGUUUAAAUGGGUCUAUUGUGUGCACCUGUCGUCGACGAUCCAUUCGUCCGUUCGCGAGAGGUGGUGUGUGUGGAAUGCGUAUCGGAUGAGUGCGAUGAUCUGCUCAAACCUCAGACGCCCAUAGCGAUCAUCACCCGUCGCGCGACAGUCCUCUAUCAACAACCUGAGACACCAAAGGCGCACAAACCAUAGGUUCCCACACCCCUCUGUAUGUGUGUGGUUGGUUCUCCUUACCGCCAGAUGAUAUUCUCGUAUGAGCGGUUGUAUCCAAAUGUGUCGUUUGUCUCGCCCAGACCGACGGCAGCACGCAGCGACGCGUCGCUCCCAUACACGAUGUCACCUGACCAACACACACACACACACACACACAUACGAAAGGGUGUCUGUCGAUGGCCGUUGAUGGAUGGCUCUUGAACUCACCGGCUAGUUUGGAGGGUGGCAGUGCGGGGUCCUUGUGCGUGUGUGGUAUGUGCCGGUAGAUGACCUCGUGGACGAUCUUGCCGAACGCAUACUGGUCGCACAGGGCGUCGCACGUCCCUGUCGACAUGGCCGGGUCCUCCUGCACACACAACACAAACAGAGAGAGAGAGAUGAGUGGACGAUGGAACCGGGGCGCUCGCUGGCUGCUGCAUACCCAUGCGGGCGUUGAUCUGACGGGCGUCAUGCUGGUUGUGGGCAGGAGGGGGAUCGAAUCGGCCAAACCGAAGUCAACAACCUGAACAAUCACGCGCCACACCACACCACACCACAGCACAGCACAGCACACAUGACGUAUCCACGCACUCCGCAUCGUCUGGUGCCGAGUCGUACCACAGGAGUAGCCGGCUCCUUGGCCCCCUUGCUGCCGAACUGGUGCAUGAGCAGCACGUUGCACGACUUGAGGUCCCUGUGCGCGACCCUCCUGCCGUGCAGGAAGGCGCAUGCGUUGGCCACGCCGUGGACGAGCGAGUAGGUGACCGCUGGCGACCGGGGGUGGGCGGCUGCAGGGGAGGCGUCGGGCACUGGGGCGCGGGGGUUGUGCAGGAAGUCAAACAGACUCCCGCCCUCACACCACUCCAGCACCACUCCUGCACAGCGACACAGCGAAUACCCACCGUGUAUUGUGUUGUGUGCACUCCUUCCUAUCUAUCUGGCUGGGCUGAUUGUGCGUACCGAUAUAUGUGUUGUCCCGUUCGAAGGGCGCGGCGCUCGGAGCCGCCGUGACGCCCAGCAGCCGGACGACGUUGGCGCACCCCCUGCCCCUCUCGGUGUGUGUGAGGUGGUGCAGGAAGCGCACCUCCCGCCGGAGGGCGGCCAGCAGGGUGUCUUCCUCCUCCAUCAUGUGCAGCACGUUGUAGCACUUGACCGCCACACGGCUGCCAUGGGGGCUCUGGCCGUGCUGCUCCACGCAGAAGACGACGCCCUGCCCGCCCGCCUCCCGCCGGUGGUCCUGCGAUAUGGGCAGCUCGCUCGCCGGGAUGAUGGGGAUGUGCGGGCCGAACAGACGACGGAUGGCCUCGGAGGGGGACAACUGCAUGUCACACACACAGAGGCAGACAGGAGCGUACACACACAGCCCUGCCGGACAGGUGUGUGUGGGGGACACCCGACGAGGCGCACCUGGUACUGCCUGAGUCUGUAGAGGAUGCCGUAGUCAGCCUCCGAUAUGCCUCCGGGUUUGCUCAUCUGUUUGCGUUCGAACAUCUCCUUGACGAUGUCGGCGGGCCGUGGGCGGCAGACGGGCGACUGGCAGCCGUGCACUGAGGGGUUGAGCGCUAUCAGGUGGGGAGACGUCGCGUCGGCGUAGGCGGGGUAGAGGUGCAGGGGGUGACACUUAGAAGACGAAAACACCGGACUCGUCACAUCAUCCUACACACACACACAAGGAUGAAAUCAGGACAGCCUAGCCUGCAUUUCCGUCAUUGUAGGCCUCGCAGAGAGUUGCGCGUACCUGGUCGUGCAUCUCCCUAAUGAGCGGCAGCGAGGGCACACUCGCUCCCCUCACGCCGACACCCACUUCCAUGUCGAUGCCCGCCAUACCCACGCCCAUACCCAUGCCCAUGCCCAUGCCCAGCUCCAAUCCGCCACCAUACAAGCCAGUGUUGUCCAUGACGGAUGGCGGCAGGCCGGGCGGCGACAUGAUCGACACGGACACUGCAUCACCACUUGCCGGGUAUUGCGAAAAAGACGACGGGAAGGGCUCGCUCGACUCACGCAGGGGCAUGCAGGGCUGGGAGGGGAUGGCGGCAGGGGGCGGGCAGGCGAAUGGCAGCAUGUGGGGUGGGGACGGGUUGGGGGGAUACCCGCCGCCGGUCGAUGUCGAGCAGUCCGAAUCGGCGCGAGUCGAACGCAACAAAUCCCACUCUGAUCAACAACAACACACACAACACACGAACCAGGAGAUGCAGGAUUUGGUUGUGCUGAUGCGUUGCGCACAAGCGUACCUCCACUUGCCCGACUGUCGGCCCUCCUCGGCUGCAACAUGCCGCCACAUCCCCCUUCACACGCAGGCAAGUAGACGCCACCAACACCAGCACCAGCAGUCGCCACACCGCCCUGCUGCAGCUGCUGCCCAGGGUCCCUCACGGCAUUGUCCUUCCUCCCUCCUGCGCGUGAGUUGGUGUAGAGCAGCACAGUAGGCGAGAUGGGUGCCACGGGCGAGGGCAGGCAGCCUCCUGAGCCGUUGUGUGCGGCCUUGCGCAUGAGGACGGCUGGCGGGGUGGCGUCCAUGUAGUUGCAGGGGGGAGAUGGCGAGGGGGAGCUGACGGCCCGCGACACUCGGCCAUCAUAGGCUCGGCCAUACAUCCUUCCUUACCGGACGGACGGACCGACGGACACACCGACAAACGACAAGACACGCACACACCUGCAGACACGCAAGCAACCCAACCACAGACAGUCAGACACACAGUGAGACACGCCUGACUCACACCCUCCUCCCCGCUUCAGCCCUCCCGUCCCCCCCCUGCCCGUGUGUGUGCCCUCGGUGUGCGUACCUUUCGUUGUGCCUUGUCAGUCGGCACACGAAGCUAGGCUAGACAGACAGACACGCUGUCGUGUCUUGAGGAGCGAGGUGCGACACACCCACCCUCUCGGUCGUUGUCGCGCUAGUCACUGUGGCGAGCGGGUGGGCGGCAGGUAGACACUCCAACCAGACUGGCUAACGCAGGCAGGAGUAGGUGUACGUCAAAGAGGUGAAGCGGAGGCCGGCUUGUCGAGUUAUCAGCACAGGUAUUCUGUGAAGCUGGAUUCAGGUAGUAGGUGUGGCUGAUUUCCCUGCGCGGCUUUCC
Vitrella brassicaformis is the source of this 3562-nucleotide messenger RNA. The record is from the annotation of a GenBank genome assembly. Lineage: Eukaryota; Vitrellaceae.